Messenger RNA from Babesia ovata, 3474 nucleotides. RefSeq names its product calcium dependent kinase CDPK7. Gene Ontology annotation, biological process: protein phosphorylation. NCBI's taxonomy places the organism in Eukaryota, Apicomplexa, Aconoidasida, Piroplasmida, Babesiidae. Gene Ontology annotation, molecular function: ATP binding; protein kinase activity; calcium ion binding. Bases 1 to 3474 code for a protein of 1157 amino acids. The transcript has a single exon. The record is from RefSeq and is a predicted model, not a curated record.
AUGUGGUUCCCACUCCUGAAGAAUGGCAACAGCGACAAGGAACGCCUGCAGGUCUGCUCACGACGCUUCGACAGCAGUGAGUUAGAGGUGCUGCACAAGCUCUAUAAGGAACUGGCCAGCCGGUCGCAGACCAACGGGAUCGACAAGGAGACGUUCCUGCAGUACUUCGACCUUCCUGGGCUAUGGGGAGAGCGGUUAUUCCGGCAUUUCGAUACUAACGAUUCGGGAGAUGUGGAACUAGGUGAAUUCCUCUCUGGGGUCGCCGCCUGCUGCAGGGGCACCCAUACGGAGAAGAUAUCGGUGCUGUUCCGUAUGUUCGACCUCAAUGAAGAUGGCUGCGUGCAGAAGUCCGAGCUGUUGGCGAUGCUGUCGAACUUCCCGGUUAUGACGAACCACAUGACCAAGUGCGCGCAGCGGCAGACAUCGAACCACAGCACGGCCAUCCCGUCGAAUGUGCCUUCGGCGCCACGGCCAGUCGAGACCACCAAGCGUUCGACGGGUGUGGACAAGAUGGAUUCGUACGGGAGCAUACUCACCGAAUCCAAGUGCAUUGUACCCGGGUUCGACGAGCCGAUGCUUGUGAAAAGGACCGAAUCGAACCCAAUGGGUUGGAAGGACGUCGCAUCCUCUAUCAGCAGGAUAUCGCUGCAGUCGAGGGUCUCCAUCGACUUCCAGUCUAAUGUGGAUGUAUCGGCUACUGACUCCACCGACUCUCCGAAACAAGACGAUGCUUCGGCGAAUGACCAAUCCGGAGAGACAAACGCAGGUGACAAGGAUGACAACACUAAACCGCCGUCUGAGGCGGAUACCUUGGAAACUACGGGUCACGUCGAUCAGCUGCCCAGUGUUAUGUCGCUUAGCGACAAUAAAGCUGAAAUGGAUGUUUCGCGUGGAAGCAGCACUUCGGAAUCUGGUCACAGUUCACCUUCCAGACGACGACGACGCAGCAGCAACGAUUGCACCGGCCAAGAACAAAGUGACUCGUGCCCUGCCGGCGACGACGGCAAGUCGGUAAGCGACAAUGUCUCAGGCCUCAAAGGCGGGGUGAAGGACGUCUGCCGAGCCUCAGGAGAAACGGGUGAGGUAGAUGCUCCGAUCCAAUCGCAGAGUAUCCGUGUAUCGGACCUACAGGAUACCGACGAAUCCAUUAUCGCAGCGAAUGCCAUCAUCGAGCAGGAACGACUCGCCACCGGCGAUGGCACAUCCUUGGACGUUUUGGUCGAGGAUAUUCUGGAGGACUGCCAGUUCAGCUCGAAUGGCAGCUUCGAUUUCUCAGGGUUCAAGGCGUGGUUAUGCAAGAACACGUCCGUGCUGUCAAUGUUUUCCGAAUAUUUACACGAAGAGGUCUGGGGAUUACGGGGAAAUGCGUUCAUGAUGUCGCGCGAAAAUAACUCGCUGACGAGCGUAGAUGCAAAUAUGAGCCGCCGACCCUCUGUUCAGUAUGACCAGACUGAAGGCCAUCAGAGCAGUCGCACCGAUCCAGAGCGCCCAGACAAGGUGGUACAGCGCAUGGUGUACCAGAUGUUCCUGACCAACGGCAAUCAGUCGAGGGCGUUCGAGGACAGCAUGUCAUGCCUGGAUAAUAUUGUCAGUGAUGACCUUCUCAACUACCUCCAGCAGGCCUCCACUAGCACGCCGACCGCAGCUGGCGUGAAACCGCACCAUGCCGACACUGAAUCAGUUAACCAGAAAGACAGUGCAGAACUCAACGAGCCUCCCGUGGCGGUAUCGUUCAGCAACCAGUUGCUGUCGUGCCCCAACUGCGCGACUGCGCUGUUCAUGUGCCCGGUGUGCUUCAAGAGGCACGAUGUACUCACGCUACAUGUCGGCACUGCCGUCCACGUGGAGUGCAAGAAUUGUGCCAAACAGGGCACGAUAUCGGUGUUCACCCGGUGCUGGAUCUGCAACUGGGAUUUCUCCGAAGCGUUGACAUUGGCGCUCUCGGAACAUCAAAAGGGUACGCCGGACGCCGAUCAGAACAAAGACUUGACUGCCCCGGUGGUCAAGGCUGCGACCGCGCCGUGCUCCGGUAUUCUGCGAGAAAAGGGGAGGUCGCUGAUUCGGCCAACCAUUAGCGUGUCGUGCAGCAGCAGCACCUCCGACUCCAGGAGCGAGGCCAACAGCAUCGAUGAGACGGCUGAAGCGCCUCGUAGCAUAGCCGAGUGGCCGAGACCUGUCGUCAAGGUGCCGCAAAAGGCUGGCUACAUGUACAAACGGGGGAGACAUUUUUACACCUGGGAAAAGCGGUACUAUUUGCUCAUUGACAACGUGCUGUACUACUAUGUUAGUGAGGACAGCACCACGCCCAGAGGCUGCAUUUUUUUGGAGGGGUGCUACCUCGACUCACUGGCAGACACCGAUGCAUCGAACAUGUUCGGCUUCUGCAUUUGCCACAAGGGGCAAAAGAACGCUAGACGCAAGCUGUACGCGCCAACUCAUGAGGAAUUUUUGCAAUGGGUGGACGCGCUAUCGGCUGCCAUGAAGCAGCAGAGCCUCAUGCAGAUGUACACCGUCUGUGAGCAGCUUGGCCACGGCAAGUUCAGUGUGGUCUAUCGCGCCAUCAACAACACCUCCGGUGAGGAAUUCGCCGUGAAGAUCGUGGACAAGACCAGAAUCAGCCAGCAAGAACGUGAGCUGCUACGUAGCGAGAUUGCUAUCCUGCGCUUGCUGAGGCACCAGCACGUCAUCUACCUCAAGGAUGUGAGCGACAUGCGCGACUCGCUAUACAUCGUCAUGGAGCUUGUUCGCGGCGGCGAACUGUAUGACCUGAUAACCCAGCGUCACCGUCUUACGGAAGCGCACACCCACAAGAUCAUCUGCCAGCUGCUGCAGAUCGUUGCCUACCUCCACAAGUGCGGCAUUAUCCACCGCGACAUCAAGCCGGAGAAUAUUCUACUCACCGACAAAAGCGAGGCAGCGACGAUCAAGCUGACGGACUUCGGCCUCUCGACGCUGUGCGGCCCUAACGAGCUGCUGACGCAGCCCUGUGGAACACUGGCAUACGUUGCCCCGGAGGUCCUCACGCUGCAGGGAUACAACCAGAAGGCUGACGUCUGGUCUAUUGGUGUUAUUAUGUAUCUGCUAUUGCGAGGAAGGCUGCCCUUCUCCAUAAAGCAGCCACUAACCCUCGACCUGAGUGGGCACUACCGCGUUCAUUUCGACGGGCACCAGUGGGAUACGGUGUCCACUUGCGCCAAGGACCUGAUUAUGAAGAUGCUUCAGCCGAACCCGGCAGCGCGCAUAAGCGUGUUCGAGGCGCUGGAGCACAUCUGGGUGAGCAACUUCGUCGCGGUGAACCACGACGAGGUGUACACCGGCGUGGGGGAUAUCGAGACGACCAAGGAGCUCAUCAGGUCUUUGCGCUACGCCACAGACACCACUUUGGUGAUUCCGUACAGCGACAGCUGCGCCCACAACCUCCAUGCGCUGGAGGCGGAGGAAGCCGAGGCUGGGCUGACCACCGUCCAUGAGUGA